This is a messenger RNA of Sphaeroforma arctica JP610, 1269 nucleotides long. RefSeq lists its product as hypothetical. NCBI's taxonomy places the organism in Eukaryota, Ichthyosporea, Ichthyophonida. Bases 23 to 703 code for a protein of 226 amino acids. The record is from RefSeq and is a predicted model, not a curated record. The transcript is spliced from 4 exons.
ACAGUUUAAGCUGAUAGGGCAGAUGAGCGACUACGUCAUGGAAUGGACGGAUGUGCCCUUCUCCAUCUUUAUCAAUCUGCUGUGGUGCUUCUACUGCUUCCACUCCCACCUCAUCUUGCCUCAUCUGAUGCUAUUUAUAGCCGCGUCGUGUAUGUGGUACAGAUCGAGUAUGGUGCAUUUACCUACCAGGCAGCUUCCCCAAAUACUCCAGGAUAUACAAGACGAGGAUUCUGACGAGGAGGGAGCAGAUGAGGAAGAGCUAGAUGACGCCCUGAACACUUUCUCGGAAGGCGGCGAGCUCGAAAAGAGCUCAAAGAAAGAGGCGGACGACGAUGAAACUGGUAAGAAGAAGAAAUCCGGCUCAGGCAAUUCCGCCAAUCCCAUUGCGCAGUUGCAACACACAAUCAAUGUCAUCACAAGGGCUAUGCUGACCGUUCAGAACAAGCUCGGGCUGGUGGCGUCGCUCAUGGAAGCUGUUGUGACGCCGUUGACCUGGGACGAUCCGCGUAUCACACUGCUCAUAGCCAGCGCAUGCGGCCUGCUGGGGAUGGUGCAAUUACUUAUUUUGCCCUCCCGUUACGUUUUCAUGGUGCUGGGCCUUAUUGUAUUCCGGCAUCCUAUAUUGCGCUCCGACGGAUCGGUGCCGGCUAACUUCCUGUCUCGACUUCCCAACCGAAAGAAGGAAAUGGAUUUGCUGUUGUAGUGGAUAGGCCAGACAAAGCCCGUACUCAUCUGAAGCUAGAUUGCACGUACGCUAUCCUGACGGACUAUUUCAUUUAUAUUCGAAAUGAUAAGCUGUUGCGAGUAACUCGCUACCUCGUCACCUCUUCGCACGAUGGUGGUGUUUCGUGUGCCUCCUGGCCUGCCUCAAUGACCAGUGGACUUGCAGAGCCUAUGGUGAAAUCCAGGUGGUUGAUUGGCAGCUCAAAUAUUGGCUAUGAAACGCUUUGAACGUAAUCGUUUCUGGGGUCUAAUAUUUAAAUUGUGAGUUUCGGCACUACUUAGUCCGCUUAUAAUGGACAGACACCGUUUCGGUAUAGCGAAAAUAAGUCGCCAUGUAUAAUCGUAAAGGAUGAAUACUGAGCUCUGCCACCUUUGAGUGAGCGUUUGAGGGAAAGCUGAGAAACGUUAGAAAACAGGAGUCGAAAAAGAAAGGGAGCUGUAACUAGCUGGAUCAAGUGUGUUGGGGCAGUCUCCGCUACCACUGAAUACGAAAUUUAGCUGAAGCAAAAUAAUGUACGAUUCGUAUGGAAAAUAAAACAUAGAUCC